Messenger RNA from Equus caballus (horse), 7499 nucleotides. It is a transcript of the gene TEK, whose product is annotated as TEK receptor tyrosine kinase. NCBI's taxonomy places the organism in Eukaryota, Metazoa, Chordata, Mammalia, Perissodactyla, Equidae. Gene Ontology annotation, cellular component: plasma membrane; signaling receptor complex. Gene Ontology annotation, molecular function: transmembrane receptor protein tyrosine kinase activity; ATP binding; protein binding. Gene Ontology annotation, biological process: angiogenesis; positive regulation of endothelial cell migration; endothelial cell proliferation. The record is from RefSeq and is a predicted model, not a curated record.
GAUAAUGGAGAGAGGAAGAACAUGACUAACAAUUCUGAGUAAGGAUAGAUCAUUCCAGAUAAUGGGGGAAGGAUGAAACUGAACCACUUUUCUGGAUAAGAGGGAGGCAGCCCAGAAAAGGAAGCAAGGUAGUAACACCUUCAGCCUCCAAGAAAGAACUAGCCAGCAGGUGGGACUGUGAGCAAUGACAACUUCCUUGUGUGGCCAUCAAGCACGAACAGAGGAAGCUGUGCCUGGGGAGGCAGGUGCUCUAGAGUUUGUUUAUUUCCAAAGCCUUCCACUGCUGCUCCAUAUGGCCUGGGGCCAGUGGACCUCCCAAAGUCUCAGCCACCAUGUUCUUAAAAUAGGGCACAUCUGUGACCCUCUCAGGCUUUCACAGUGACAGAAAUACAAAGCUAGUAUCUUCUUGGAACUGCCUGGAUGAAGGGACCUGGAAAUCAACUUGGGGAUGCUGAGAGUAGGACAAUGUAGUCAUUCCGACUUAGGAGGUGUUACAAUCAGAAGGGAAGUUAGUCACAUCCAGUUUAAAUCCUUCAUUUUACACUGAGGAAACUGAAGCCUGGAGAUGGGAAAUGACUUGUCCAGGGCCUCAUAGGCCAAUCACAGCAGAGCUGGGACUACAACCCAGAAUCCCUGACUCCUGGAAUGGUUGUUCACAAGGCCAAACUUAAAGCCAUCCUGUGGGAAUAGAGAAUGGCGUUCUAGUGGAAACUCUGGGACUGAAAUCAGAGACAGAAUGGAAAGACAAAAGGAAAUGAGUAUGUUAACAUUUCACGAAAGCCGUCUGUGAAUUAGGCACAGUGCCAGAUGUUUUUACGUACUUUUAAACCUCAUCUAAUCCUCUCAAAAAUCCCCAUGAUGGCGAUAUUAUUGCCAUUUUACAGCUGUUAAAAACUGAGGCUCAAAGACGUUAAAUAACCUGUCUCACAUAUGUGGCCAAGCCCGUAUUUGAAUCCAGGUCUGCUUGCAAACAGAGCCUGAGCUUCUUCACCCCAGCAGACUGGAAACAUCAGUUGGUUCUCAAGGUCAUCGCUGAUGUGCUAAAACCUGGGACAGAAAUUAGGCAAGACUAGCAGCCUCUGCCUUUUCCUGUGGUGAGUAGGAAAAGGAGGAGUAGACGGUUCUUUCCUCAAGUAUGAGGGCAGGGUGAUGGACAGAGUAUGGACUCUAUUCUAAGGUCAUAGUUUGUGUUAUGGAGAAAUUGCCAUCUGGAGAAAUUUGGGGUGUCUUCUCUCAUUUUAGGUAAGGUGACUCCGAUAGCUAUCUUCCUUUCGGCCUCUCUCUGCUCUUAUGAAUAAUAUUUUUAUCCCAAUCCAAUCACUUAUAUUUGGUUUUUACAUAGGUUAUUUUAAAAAGUUUUGGAUAUAAUUUGCUUCUGAAACACCCUUGGCUAAUAACCACAAAAUCCCUCUCCUUGCUGAUUUCUAUGCCAAAUUCUUUAAGAGAUUAGAUCACCUUCAGAUGAAUUGUUAAUAAAAACUAAAGCAAUAGCCAGUAGCAUGGAUAUCUUUGGGCUCUUGGCCAACAAAUAAACCAUCUGUGUGAAAGAAAACAGACUAACAAUUUUGGACUCUGGUCUCUGUGGCCACAUUGAGCGUUGACCUCACCGGUAAUUACCUAAAUUAAUUGCCUUGUGGGUUGUGUUUUCUCCUCACACGAAAACUUCUUUUCCCAAUUCAAACCAUGUGGUUAAAAUGAGAAAACAAAAGCAAAAACUACUCCCACACCCUAAAGCCCCCUCUGUCAGGCCUCCCAAGGGGACCCAGGAGAGCCGUUAGAAGGCUGAGAGGGGCCAUCAUCGCAUACCAUACAUAGGUGGAGGGCUUGUUAUUCUCCGUUCCCGCCCACGAGAGGAUACCCCUAUUGUUUCUGAAAAUGCUGACCAGGACCCACACUUCCAACAAAAAUUCCUCUACCCCUACAACCGCAGCAGCAAAAGCAGCAGCAGAAGCAACAGCAAUAGAUAAGUGUUUUGAUGAAUUGCAAGAUGGAUAGGGCUCACGGUGCCCCCAGCUCUGCUGAUACCAAAUGCCUUUAAGAUACAGCCUUUCCCAUCCUAAUCUACAAAGGAAACAGGAAAAAGGAACUUAAAACUCCCUGUGCUCAGACAGAAAUGAGACUGUUACAGCCUGCUUCUGUGCUGCUCCUUCUUGCCUCUGACUUGUAAACAAGACCUAGUAGAACACGCGAAUGGAAAGUCAGAAAGCUCUGGGUGUUUGAAAGGAUCCUUGGGACCUCAUGCACAUCUGCAGAACCUGGAUGGAGAGAUCUGGGGAAGCAUGGACUCUUUAGCUGGCUUAGUUCUCUACGGAGUCAGCUUGCUCCUUUCUGGAACAGUGGAUGGUGCCAUGGACUUGAUCUUGAUCAAUUCCCUACCUCUUGUGUCUGAUGCUGAAACAUCCCUCACCUGCAUUGCCUCUGGAUGGAGCCCCCACGAGCCCAUCACCAUAGGAAGAGACUUUGAAGCCUUAAUGAACCAGCACCAGGAUCCACUGGAAGUUACUCAAGAUGUGACCAGAGAAUGGGCUAAAAAAGUUGUUUGGAAGAGAGAAAAGGCUAGUAAAAUCAAUGGUGCUUACUUCUGUGAAGGGCGAGUUCGGGGAGAGGCAAUAAGGAUACGGACCAUGAAGAUGCGCCAACAAGCUUCCUUCCUACCAGCUACACUAACUAUGACUGUGGACAGGGGAGAUAAUGUGAACAUAUCUUUCAAAAAGGUGUUGAUUAAAGAAGAGGAUGCAGUGAUUUACAAAAAUGGUUCCUUCAUCCAUUCAGUGCCCCGGCACGAAGUACCUGAUAUUUUAGAAGUGCAUCUGCCUCAUGCCCAGCCCCAGGAUGCUGGAGUGUACUCGGCCAGGUACAUAGGAGGAAACCUCUUCACCUCGGCCUUCACCAGGCUGAUAGUCCGGAGAUGUGAAGCUCAGAAGUGGGGACCGGAAUGUAACCGUGUCUGCACCGCCUGUAUGAACAACGCUGUCUGCCAUGAAGAUACUGGAGAAUGCAUUUGCCCUCCUGGGUUUAUGGGGAGAACAUGUGAGAAGGCUUGUGGACUGCACACAUUUGGCAGAACUUGUAAAGAAAGGUGUAGUGGACCAGAGGGAUGCAAGUCCUACGUGUUCUGUCUCCCAGACCCCUACGGGUGUUCCUGUGCCACAGGCUGGAAGGGUCUGCAGUGCAAUGAAGCCUGCCAGCCUGGUUAUUAUGGGCCAGACUGUAAGCUCAGGUGCAGGUGUACCAAUGGGGAGACGUGUGAUCGGUUCCAAGGAUGCCUCUGCGCUCCAGGACGCCAAGGGCUCCAGUGUGAGAGAGAAGGCAUGCCAAGGAUGACCCCAAAGAUAGAGAAUUUGCCAGAUCACAUAGAAGUAAACAGUGGGAAAUUCAACCCCAUCUGCAAAGCCUCUGGCUGGCCACUACCUGCUAAUGAAGAAAUGACCCUCGUGAAGCCGGAUGGGACAGUGCUCCAUCCAAAAGACUUUAACCACACGGGUCAUCUCUCAGUGGCCACGUUCACCAUUGACCGGAUCCUCCCCCCUGACUCCGGAGUCUGGGUCUGCAGUGUAAACACAGUGGCUGGGAUGGUGGAAGAGCCUUUCAACAUUUCUGUUAAAGUUCUUCCAAAGCCCCUGAACGCCCCAAAUGUGAUCGACACUGGACAUAACUUUGCUGUCAUCAACAUCAGCUCUGAGCCUUACUUCGGGGAUGGACCAAUCAAAUCCAAGAAGCUUCUAUACAAGCCUGUUAAUCAUUAUGAGGCCUGGCGGGACAUUCAAGUGACAAAUGAGAUCGUUACCCUUAACCAUUUGGAACCUCGAACCGAAUAUGAGCUCUGCGUGCAGCUGGUCCGGCGGGGAGAGGGCGGCGAAGGGCAUCCUGGCCCCGUGAGACGCUUCACAACAGCUUCCAUCGGUCUUCCUCCUCCAAGGGGUCUCAGUCUCCUACCGAAAAGUCAGACCACUCUAAAUUUGACCUGGCAACCAAUAUUUCCAAACUCAGAAGAUGACUUUUAUGUGGAAGUGGAGAGGAGGUCUGUGCAAGUGAAUAGUGAUCAGCAGAAUAUUAAAGUGCCAGGCAACUUGACCUCGGUGCUGCUUAACAAUUUACACCCCAGGGAGCAGUACGUAGUCCGAGCCAGAGUCAACACCAAGGCCCAGGGGGAAUGGAGUGAAGAUCUCACCGCUUGGACCCUCAGCGACGUUCUCCCUCCUCAACCAGGAAACAUCAAGAUUUCCAACAUCACAGACUCCUCUGCCGUGGUCUCUUGGACCAUCUUGGAUGGCUAUUCUAUUUCUUCUGUUAUCAUCCGUUACAAAGUUCAGGGCAAGAAUGAAGACCAGCACAUUGAUGUGAAAAUCAAGAAUGCCACCAUCACCCAGUAUCAGCUCAAGGGCCUAGAGCCCGAAACAGCUUACCAGGUGGACAUUUUUGCAGAGAACAACAUAGGGUCAAGCCACCCAGAGCUUUCUCAUGAACUGACGACACUCUCCAAAUCUCAAGCACCCGCAGACCUCGGAGGCGGGAAGAUGCUGCUUAUAGCCAUCCUUGGCUCGGCGGGAAUGACUUGCCUGACGGUGCUGUUGGCCUUUCUGAUCAUGUUGCAACUGAAGAGGGCAAAUGUCCAAAGGAGAAUGGCCCAAGCCUUCCAAAACGGGAGGGAAGAACCAGCUGUGCAGUUCAACUCAGGAACUCUGGCCCUGAACAGGAAGGCCAAAAACAACCCAGAUCCUACAAUUUAUCCAGUGCUUGACUGGAAUGACAUCAAAUUUCAAGACGUGAUUGGGGAGGGCAAUUUUGGCCAGGUUCUGAAAGCGCGCAUUAAGAAGGACGGGUUGCGGAUGGACGCUGCCAUCAAGAGGAUGAAAGAAUACGCCUCCAAAGACGACCACAGGGACUUCGCGGGGGAACUGGAGGUUCUUUGUAAACUUGGACACCACCCCAACAUCAUCAAUCUCUUAGGAGCGUGUGAACAUCGUGGCUACCUGUACCUGGCCAUCGAGUACGCGCCCCACGGAAACCUUCUGGACUUCCUGCGCAAGAGCCGAGUGCUGGAGACCGACCCGGCGUUCGCCAUUGCCAACAGCACCGCCUCCACGCUGUCCUCCCAGCAGCUCCUGCAUUUCGCCGCAGACGUGGCCCGCGGUAUGGACUACUUGAGCCAAAAACAGUUUAUCCACAGAGAUCUGGCUGCCAGGAACAUUUUAGUUGGUGAAAACUACGUAGCUAAAAUAGCAGAUUUCGGAUUGUCCCGAGGUCAAGAAGUGUACGUGAAGAAGACGAUGGGAAGGCUGCCAGUGCGCUGGAUGGCGAUCGAGUCGCUAAAUUACAGCGUCUACACAACCAACAGUGACGUAUGGUCCUACGGAGUGUUACUGUGGGAGAUCGUCAGCUUAGGGGGCACCCCCUACUGCGGAAUGACGUGUGCAGAACUCUACGAGAAGCUGCCCCAGGGCUACAGACUGGAGAAGCCCCUCAACUGUGAUGACGAGGUGUAUGAUCUGAUGAGGCAGUGCUGGCGGGAGAAGCCUUACGAGAGGCCUUCAUUUGCCCAGAUAUUGGUGUCCUUAAAUAGGAUGUUAGAAGAGCGAAAGACCUACGUGAACACCACGCUGUAUGAGAAGUUCACCUACGCAGGAAUCGACUGCUCUGCUGAGGAAGCAGCCUAGACAGACCAUCUUCAUCGCGAUAUUCUGUUCCCCUUCACUGGCAUGACAGACCCUGGAUACCUUGAUGCCAAGAAAGCAAGCAAGCAAGCCCUUGCCAAGAGAGGUGACAUAGUAUAUAGAAGUGUAUAUAUAUUGCUGUGUGUCUGGACUUCCACCACAAAAACCCCCGUGCGUGAACCUAUAGUACACUCUAACUCCAAUAGGACUGUAUAUACUGUUUUGAGUAAGAAUGUGCUGAAAUCAGAAUGCCUGUUUGUGGUUUCAUAUGCAAUAAUAUAUUUUUCUAAAAGUGUGGACUUUACAGGAAGGUGUGAGAGUACAAUUACUGUAAUGCAUGACUCAUUAUUGUCCUAGAUAUUUUUGAUAUUUACCUUUAUAUUGAGUGCUAUAAAAUGGGUUGCUGUGUAGCACUAAAAUAUUGUGAAUAAACCUAACACUGACCCUGAUAGGACAGAUGAGAAAGGUGGGGGAAAUGUAUGCGUUCUAACAGGACACAGGUUAACGCUGAAGAAACUGAAAAACCCGAGCGAGGUAAAAGAGAUUCUUCUAUCUAUAAACGUUCUCCCUCACCUGCUGAAGCCAUCCCACUUGCAUUUGGUUCUUUGACAACUUUGUCAUGUGGUUCCAGAGCCCACAAGUCAACGCAGAAUGACUAACAUUUAAAAAUAGACUGACAUCUCAGUCCUUAGAAGCCCAAGAGCCUUUGGAGAAGUAUAAAUAAGUUUAAUAGAUAAAUUAAUGGGAAUUAGUUUUAAUUUCUCUGGUAACAAUGAUUUGUGUAUUUUAAGAAAUUAGUAAGCCUGGAAUUACAUUUGGGAGACAUGUGACAUUUAUCAAAUUAACAUUCUUACAUGUAUUGCACAUUGUAAAAAGUUUUAGUUUUGAUCGAGUGUGAGCUUCCCAUUUAUACUGUAGGCACAUGUUGCACUGAAAUCAUAUAGUGAGUGAAUAAAUGUCUUGCCUACCCACUUUCCGUCCAGGAAUCUCACAGGUAUUGCCAAAUGUCUUUAAUACACUCUAUGGAAAAACACCUUAAAUUAUCAUCCUCUAACUUGUCAGUAAUACGCAGGUAGAGCAGCUGGUGGGUAUACGCCACCAGACAUGGUAAUCAAGCUCACAAGGCUGGAAACAUCUUCCAGAAGUGUUCUCCUGUCUAGUCCAUUUUCUUGCACCAGGGCGGCACAGCUCGGUGGUGUGCCAAUGUGAACUGAGGGCUUAGAAUUGGGAUCCCUUUUAACUGUGUUACAAUGUUAAAUAGUUCAACAUACCGCAUAAAGUUUCAUAUUCCUGCCAUAUAACUAAACUGAUGUGCUCAGAAACAAUGACCAUGAAACUGAAUUUAUCCCGUGCGUUCUUUAUUCACAACCGCGUAUUCAAGCAGAGACAGAGCGGAAGCAGGGCUGCUGGCGGACCAUUUAUGUAACCGACUAAGUGGAAACUCAAUGAAGAGCCAUUGAAAAUAGGUCCAAAUAUAUAUAUGAGUUACUUUUGCUUGUUACUCAAAUGUUGUGACGAUACUCCUGACAACUCCUAUUUGCACAUAGAUGGAACUGAACGAGAGCAAGGAUGAUCUAAAGAUGUAGAUAAUGUUUCCAAAUUUUGGCUAUGGCUUUGGAAUGCGUGGUAAGUUUUUUCUAUAAUAGUUUGGCCUUCUUGAGUAUACCUUAUUUAAAAUCACAUCAUUAUGAAUUGUUCUCACAUCAAAUACGUAACAAGAGAGAUGGCUAAGAAGUACUUGGGGUAGGAAGAAAAAGGUAUUCAGUGAUCAUUAAGAUUUAUUUGUAAAUUCACAAUUCAAGGCAGCCAACGUGCGGUAUGUUUAUUGAGAGCAUACUGUCACAA